Molecule: messenger RNA, 711 nt
Organism: Ipomoea nil (Japanese morning glory)
Lineage: Eukaryota; Viridiplantae; Streptophyta; Magnoliopsida; Solanales; Convolvulaceae
Product: E3 ubiquitin-protein ligase CIP8-like
Exons: 1
Coding region: 1-711 (236 amino acids)
Biological process (GO): protein ubiquitination
Cellular component (GO): cytoplasm
Molecular function (GO): ubiquitin protein ligase activity
Source: RefSeq, a predicted model, not a curated record
AUGGAAGAGAGUGGUAUUGACGACUAUUCCGACUAUUUCACGACCUAUUCUGUGCGGCCGUAUCCCACAGUCGGAGUAGAUAAUGCUCCGUUCGCCUGUGCCGCCUCUUCUCCGCCUCACUUCCAUGUCCGCUUCUCUCACCAGACAGUUGACGACAGUGACGAUGGAGAAUACGAGGAAGAAUUACGAACCAUCUGCCUGAGCGACGACGAUCUGGCGGAGGAAUCGGGAGACGACUGUCGGAGCUUCAUCUUCUCCGAAGGGCUGUGUUACUGGCCUAUUGACGCCGGCACCGUCCUUGAUAUCGCCGACGAGGUGAACGAGAAAGUGUUGCAGUUUAAGUGUGAUCUUCGGGUUGAGAUACAGUCGGUUCAGAUACGAGGUUCCGACGACGUUCAAGAAACGUACGAGGAUGAUCGAGAUUUUGGAGCGGCGGCGCGGGGAGUAAAUGGCGGCGCCGCCGCCUCAGAUGGCGGUUUCGUGAUCAUCAAGUCACUAAAGAGGAAGAGAAUGGCGUACGAUGAGAGGGAUGGUGGUUGUUGCGUUAUUUGCUUGGAGGUGUUAACGGCGGGGAUAGAUGUGGUGGGUGUUAUGCCGUGCAGCCAUUGCUCCUUUCACCACGACUGCCUCUCAUCUUGGCUGGAGAGAAGCCCUUCCUGCCCUCUCUGCCGUCGCAAGAUGCCUGCUGCCGCCGCGGAUUCUACUUCUUAA